CGGAGGUGCGUCGGCCCUGCAGAGUCAUGAUUCUGGUGAAUCCUCACAGCGGCCGGGGCCAGGCUCUGCAGCUCUUCACCGGCCACGUGCAGGGCAUGCUGACCGAGGCCGCUGUUCCCUACACGCUCGUCAUCACAGAGCACCAGAACCAUGCGCGGGAGCUGGUGAGGAAGGCCGACCUGUCGCAGUGUGACGCUCUGGUUAUCAUGUCUGGAGACGGGCUGCUGUUUGAGGUGAUAAAUGGCCUGAUGGAGCGGGAGGACUGGCAGGAGGCCAUCCAGACCCCUCUGGGUAUUCUGCCAGGUGGCUCCGGAAACGCCCUGGCUGCCUCUGUCCACCACUACUCACAGUCGCCUCCAGCUUGGAACGAGGAGCUUCUGCUGAGCUGUGGCUUCAUGUUGUGCAAAGGUCUUGUUGGCUCCAUGGACCUGGUGUCGAUCCACCUGGCCUCUAGACAGCGCCUCUUCUCCUUCCUGUCCCUGGCCUGGGGUUUCGUGGCCGACGUCGACAUCGAGAGCGAGAAGUACCGCCACGUCGGAGCCAUUCGCUUCCUGAUGGGCACCCUGGUGCGUCUGGCCUCCCUCAGAGUCUACCAGGGCAGGUUGGCGUAUCUUCCAGUUAAAGAGGCGCCAACACUUCCAAAAGGGAGCAUCAAGUCUAACCAGCCUCCCUCCACCCCUCACCAUCAGUCGCUCUGCUCCUCCCUUCCAUGCCGACUCAUCCCCAACACCUCUCCGAACCAAAACUCUCGACACAAUCACAACAGCACAAAUUCCAACCACAACACCCUCACCAACUCCUCCAACAACGCUAUCACCACCAAGAGACCGGAGACUCAGAGCGACGGAAAGACCAGAGCACCGGAGGACUCUCUUCUCCCCGGGCUCGAUCAGCCGAUACCAGACAGCUGGACGGUCGUCAAAGAGGAGGACUUUGUCUUGGUGCUGGCUAUUUACCAGUCCCACCUGGCCGAGGAUCUGUGGACAGCGCCGGGGGCGAUGGCGGACGACGGGGUGAUUCAUCUGUUCUACGUGACAGCAGGAAUCUCCCGUCCAGCCCUCUUGCGGCUGUUCCUCGCCAUGGAGAAGGGCGGCCACUUGGCGUGCGGCUGCCCCCACCUGGUGUAUGAGAAGGUGAAGGCCCUGCGGCUGGAGCCCGUCUCGCCACAAGGCAUGAUCACUGUGGACGGGGAGAUGGUGGAGUACGGGCCAGUUCAGGCUCAAAUCCACCCAGGACUGGCCAAAUUCAUUUGUGGAUGAACUGGGAUUAUCUUGAUCUUUUUCUGCCUGUAGAGCUUUUUAGUCUGGCCUUUUAUACUCAGUGCCAAUUCCUCUCUGUAUGCUGUGUUUUCAGAAGUGCCAAAGACAUUUUAUCAGCCUCUGGAAAUUCCUCUAUUUUUCUACAGAAGUAACUCGUCCUAUUUUUAUGAACCCCCUCUUGUCCCCUCUUUUUUGGCAAUGUUUGAUUCAGGGUCAAAGCCAUGUAUGGUUGUUCUGGCUGCUGGCUGGUCCCAGCUUAGACAAACGGUUAGAGAUUGUGUGAGUGUUCAUCACCAAUGGAGAUCUUUAUGUAUGUUUGUGUGCACUCAUGUGUGUGUAUGUGUGAGAUUGUGCAUGAGGAGCUUUGGCACAUAGCGGCGCAGAGGCAGAGGAGUGCAUUGUGCACUCUGCUGUCGGUCUUCAUAAGCAUUGAACAUGUGAAGAGAAGCACAUUUCCCCGUCCUGGGAGGCUCGCGGAGUAGCCACGCCCCCUGUUCCACUGUGCUACCCCAGGCCGACAAUCUCCCUCCUGGGCAAACCGCUCUGACAGCCCCCCCCCUCUUCCACCACCACCCUUAGCCUGGUAAAGUGGAGCUUUCUUACUAAGGAGAUAUUAUAAAUCCCCCAGGGAUUUGAUGUUGAAAAAUCUUUAAUCUUUGCAUAGCUUAUAUUACUCAAACAAUCGCAAAACCAGUCACACACACACGAUAUAAGAAGGUGGAGCAGAAAAAAACAUGGCCAGCUGUGGUUCACUCUCCACUCCCUGUCCUGUGCGCUCCUGCUUCAUCUGCAACCAUCAUCAAACUGCCUCCACUCGCACAUAAACACACACUUUCUUUCCCCCAUCCCCCCUCCUCCUACUGUAUGUAGUGUACAGCUCCUCACAUACACACACUCAUGCACACACAUUCCCUUGCAUCUCUGCAGCACUUAGCGAGGGGGAGGGGCAUGGUCUGCUACUGUGCAUAAUGAUCCCCUCUCCUCUUGCCGUCUUAAGAUUGUACGCUCCCUCCCUCCUUUGGUUAAUGAGCCAUCAGCACCUAAUGUGCCCUUAAUAGCGAGCUUUACAUCUGCAGAAGCGUGCAAAAUAAGAGUUUCUAAUAACAAGAAAACUUUAAACUGAGUUUUAGCGUUUCACACUUACUGGACCGGUUGAGUAAAGUAGACAGAGCAGGGUUUCACACCGGGUCUCUCAGCGUUGCAUAUUGAGAGACAUCAGAUGUAUGUGAGCUGGACGGAGUGAAGUGCGCUGCUUCACUGUGUGGCCUUUUUCUCUGGUUUGCUGGUGGUGAACAUUAUCAUCAGUUUCUCCCUAUACCCCCCACACACUAGUUUAUUUCAGGUCACUACAUCCCCACCCACAGAUAUGGUGCAGCUAUCAUCACUUUCAGAGAAGGAGCUGUCGUUCCUGACCUUAAAAACAAAUCCUGUUCUUCUGUUAAGAAAGGAAUAUCAGCAAGGUUAAGGAAACAUUAUGAAUGCUGAUGCAUAACGUUGACGGGCAAAUGGGGUUCAAAUAAAUGCUUAUUACCAGCUUUUAAAGGUUUUAGAUGGUGGUUUAGAUGGUAGAAGGUUUUACACUGUCAUCCUGAGUGCAAUACAGUAAAUGCUAUGAGCUGAUUGUGCACAUUAUUUUCCUGCUGAUUUUUUCUGGAGCUUGUGAAGUAGUGUCUGCAAGAAGAAGCGUAAAUGCUUACAUUUCUUCACAUCAUAAAUUCAGAGAGAACCUUCCUUCUUUAGGGACUGUAUGAAAAUGAUUUUGUUGCCUGUCAGGGCUGGACAAAACAAACAUUUUUAUUAAAUGCCACAUGACUAAAGUAUGAUUGAAAUAGCAUUUUAAUUAGAACUUCAUGUAAAAAGAUAGUUGAGUGAUAUUGACAAACUGAAUUAUGCACAUUCAGUUCUUGCAGCAAUAGAUCCUAAUUUGUGUCCCACGACAAGGCUUCAGCUGCAAACAGGUGCAAGCCGGCAUUAGACACCAAGCAGGUAAAGGCGAAGUGAAAAAAGAAGAUUCCGCAAACUGAUCUCUUGACUCCUUCAAAAACGAAACUUUUUGUCAAUAUAAAAAAAAAAAUCUAAAGCAAAUCCUACAUUUUUCGUGUCGUGGAAAGCAAAAUUUGGAUGAAUCCAGUUUAUUUUAUAAAUGAAUUGCCCAGCCCUGCAAUACAUUCUUACUGGUAUUCUCCUGCUGGUAAAGUUAGAAACUAUUCAAAUCUGCUGAGAUUAUGUAAAAUCAAUUACUAAUAAACAGAAGUCAAACCAAGUAAUUGUUUAACAAGUAAAUCGUAAGUCCCAAAUCCUAAUUAUUUGAGCUUAAAAUACGAAACUGGUCAAAACAAGACAUUAUAUUUGUGAUUACUUUCUACUCGAUUCCACACCUCGGCUAACAACUACAUAUAAAGAACCAUGUUAUUAUGCUUCCUUGUACCUGACACACCGACGCUGUAGCUACUGCAAAGAUACAAAUGUUUCUUCCUCAUAGGACAACAUCCAUCAUGACUCACAACGUGCACAAAAGCCUUAAUUUUGUGCACUUAAUUCUCUUCCCUUGAUAACCCAUAACAUACUUGAAGUUGACCUCUACCAUCUUCACUGCAGUGCCGAUUUUUUGCCUAUUACUUGAUUUUACAUUCUGAGACAUUAUCAUAUACUACUGUGUGAGGCAUAGCUUCAACUCAUGUCCAACAUACUGUACCUCCUACCAUUACUGUAUCCUCAGCAAAGUGAUCCAGGUGCUUUGAAUGCAUUUUCAUGUUCUCAUUCAUGAACUCGCAGCUGCCCACGUGCACAGUUCAUUACUAAAUGUAUGAAGUACAUCUCAUAUGGGUAGGGAUUAGCUAUGCAAAUGCCUUGUCAUGGCUGCAGAUAUCUGGAGUUAGGGCGUCCUCUGCUGGACCGCUCAUAAAUUCACAAUUUUAUCUUAUAUUGUACAAUGCAAUCGACUGUUUCUUGCUUCUUAUAUUUACAGUCAUUAAUGGAUUAGAUUUAUUUAGCUCAGCCACAGCAGACAUUGAAUUCUUCUUACAAAUGUUCAAUAAUGGAAUCCGACAUCCAGCUUAUUGUAAUUAAGAGAAAUGGACUUGAUACUUGCAUAGAAACACUGCUGCAAAUAUAAACAACAAUGCUACAUCUCAGAAAAAACACUACUGUUAACUUAUGCUACUAUACUGUUAAAUUGUUAUUUACUGCUUUAAUGUAACCGCAUUUUUUUUUUAUCACAACUGUUAAUACUUGUCUUUGUCAUUACUGUCAUGCCAUUUUAUGAACGAGUUAAGAAGGUUGCGUCACAGACCUGAACCCAUGAGGUUUUUAUGGUACUGAAUAUGAAAUGCUUUCUGUACUCUAUGUUUAACUCAAAAACUGCUGAGUACUUAAUCUAAAGACUGAACAUGACCGAAAGGUGAUGAAUGUUUUAUUUUCUGUUAAUGAGGUGAUAUAAACUGGGUUUUAUUGCAGUAGAUAAGGAGAUCCAAGUGGAAGGAUUUAAUGUUUUAUUCUGUCCUUGUUAGUUGAAGAAAAUGUCCGCCAGGUAUUUGCAGCUUUCUACUUUGAAGUAAAUAGGGAAACAAAGUUCUCUAAAGAGUGCCUUAACCAUUACCCAAGACAGCAGAUAGGUGGUGCACAGAAAACAAAAACCAAGGGAAACAUAUUUUAAAAAAUAAAUAAUUUAGCACAUGAUCUUCCUUAUUAUAGGCAGGAUUCUGUAUGAUAUGUAAAGCUUUCUGUAAAAGAGUUGACUGGUUUUAACAAGGUUGUUAUUACAUAUUUUUAACUGGCUGUUGACGUCCAGGUAGUAUUCAUCUUUUAUUUUGUUGUAAUUCUUUGUUCAUUGACUUCUUUUUUUAAAAGACCAAUACAAAUAUUCAUAUGAAAAAUGUGCUUCUUUGUGUGCUGAUUAUAAUCAAGGUGUUUCAAAUAGGAGUUACAUCUGAGUGUUGGCAGUGGAUUUUCACAUUUGGGAAAUAAAAACUUUGUCCAGGGUUGUCGUACUCCCACCA
Messenger RNA from Notothenia coriiceps (black rockcod), 5257 nucleotides. RefSeq names its product sphingosine kinase 1 (gene sphk1). The coding region runs from base 27 to 1259 and encodes 410 amino acids. The record is from RefSeq and is a predicted model, not a curated record. NCBI's taxonomy places the organism in Eukaryota, Metazoa, Chordata, Actinopteri, Perciformes, Nototheniidae. The transcript has 4 exons. Gene Ontology annotation, cellular component: cytoplasm; membrane; intracellular membrane-bounded organelle. Gene Ontology annotation, biological process: sphingosine biosynthetic process; phosphorylation; negative regulation of apoptotic process.